AUGAUCAUCAUCUUCCAUUUUAUUUACUGGUUUCUUAUCAGUAAUUACUCCAACCCGUUCGCUUUGGCCAAACCUGUAUGGAGCUUCAGAAUGAUUGUUGGAAUUACAGCGCUGUGCGACCUGCUCGUGAGAAUCAUGUACCUCAAGCGAGUGUGGAUCCUGAGUAAAGGAAAUAUUUUGAUUACAACGUGCAUUAUCUUGUUCGCUGUCAUAGACAUCAUUAGCGCACUUUUUGUUACAAUCAAACCGUACGAUUACAAGCUUACUCCUUGUGUAAAUGGAACAUCAUCGGAUGACACACGCUCUAGAUACGUGGAUUCGUCCGCAGCGGAUGCGGCGGCGGUUCGACGUUCUACUUCCGUCUCGAUUUAUGUCAAUUUCGCCGCCGUACUCGGUGCAGACCUCAUCAUCGCGCUGUCUCUAUCCUGGUACCUUUGGCAUGCGAGGACUGGUUUUAGAAGGACUGACACCUUGAUCAAAUUUCUAUUGGUUUAUGUCAUAGGCACUGGGUUACUGACCGUGGCGGUCAACGUUGUUACCGUUGGUAUCUACAUAGCUUUGCCGACGAACUAUACCUAUAUGGCCAUCUACUUGCUCUUGCCAAAGCUUUACAUGAAUAGUCUGCUCUAUAGCUUGAAUGCUCGCGACACGCUGAAGGGGAACACAGAUGGCAUCAUAUCCGUACAUCUAUCCCAGCUUCGAGGUUCAGCUCCCCAGAAAGAGACUUCUGGAGGAAACGGCGAUCAUGACUCCGACGUCGAGAGAGGCUCAGAUAUACCAACCUUCGACAUCAGUGCAAAAUGA
Punctularia strigosozonata HHB-11173 SS5 is the source of this 804-nucleotide messenger RNA. RefSeq lists its product as uncharacterized. Lineage: Eukaryota; Fungi; Basidiomycota; Agaricomycetes; Corticiales; Punctulariaceae. Bases 1 to 804 code for a protein of 267 amino acids. The record is from RefSeq and is a predicted model, not a curated record. The transcript has 13 exons.